Molecule: messenger RNA, 1552 nt
Organism: Lucilia cuprina (Australian sheep blowfly)
Lineage: Eukaryota; Metazoa; Arthropoda; Insecta; Diptera; Calliphoridae
Exons: 9
Coding region: 222-1244 (340 amino acids)
Source: RefSeq, a predicted model, not a curated record
AUGUUUUAGUUGUCUGAGUAUUGGUGAACAUAUAAUUCUGUCGAAUUUUUAUAAAAAAAGCGAGUGAUAUUGGUGAAGCAAAAUUUUAAACAUCAGCAGUUUGAAAAAAUUCUUCGUUGAGGAUAGAACGCUAUAUUUUAGGGAGUAAUUAAAACGAACGAGUCCUUAAUUAAACGAACUUUUUACGCUUAAAACACACACACACAAACAAAUCGAUCAAGAUGUUCAAGAACCAUUUGGAAAUGAUUGGUCGCAACGAGAGCCCCAGCAAGAAGGCUAAGUUCUGGCAAUCCUACAUCAGAUCCUUGAAAGGAUCUGAGGAUAUCCGUGCCCAUGAGACUCCUAGAGCUUCUCGCCCUUACAGCUCAUACUUAGAUUCUCCUGCCACAUACAGGAGCAUCUUUGAUGAGCCUGCUACCGCCAACGAGCGUGUACAGUCUCAUGGCUACAGAUAUUUGCCCGUCAGCAGAGACACCUAUGGCUAUUCUCCACGUGCCAUCUACGAUCAUCAUUACAGCAGAACAAUUCCAGCUAACUACGAUGCAGAGAAGGCCUGGAAUGAUCAUUUGAAGCGUAUGCAAGAAAUUGAACGCAGCUCAUUUCCAAAUAUUAAUUAUAUUAUUAUUUUUAUUACAGCUCGUCACUCUCCCACCCCAGCUCCUUCACGCUACAGACGUGCCGGCAGUGAACCCUAUGUUCCACCACCAGCCUACUGGAACCGUGGCUCAAGUGUAGCUCCUCGUGCUCCAUCUGUAUUCGAUCGUGCACCAUCCGUAUUCGAUCGUGCCACUAGCUUGGCUCCUUUCACCCGUCCCUUGUUCCGUGCCAGUUCAUUGGAACCCUUGGAUGAACUUUUUGCCAGUAAGUUAGAUAAAGAUAAUGUUUUCCAGCGUGCUGGCUCACCAAGUCCCACUCCCGUUAAGGCUGGUCGCUGGGGACCUCGCCCCACUGAAGUUGCCUAUGAUGCUGAUGGACUACCCAUCUUCCAUCCCAGAAACCGCUUCAGGGAUAUGUUGGAACCCAAUCCCAGCGCUCCCAUCUCAGCCUUCACUCGUGAUCCCUUCUGGUGGGAUAUGGAUGAUUUAGCUCCCAUUCGUGCUGUUUCACCAUUCCGUGCCACAUCGGUGCCACGUGGCGGUUCCGUUGCCAGGGAUUCGUUCUUGUCGCCCAUUAAGAAUCGUUAUUUGUGGACAAAACACCCCGUCAGACCUUUGACUCCUGAAGAAGAGGCAAUUUUUGAAUAAAUUUCAAAGUAAAAAAAAACUCUUGAGCUGUAAAAGAAAAAAAACCUAAAAAAUAAACAAAUUAAAAAAGAAAUAAAAACAAACAAAUCAACUCAUCUACGAUUAAAAAAUAAUAAAAACGAUUUUAUUGACAACUAACACAAAAAGCACUAAAAUGCACAAAAUAAACGAAAAAAGAAAAUAAAUUGCCCAUCGCGCUAUGUAAAUUGUAAAUUGUGAUGCUAAGUUUUAAUUUAGAAAAAAAAUACUAAAACCAGCAAAACGAAUGAAUUAAAGGCCUCAAUGAAAAAAAAACGAUUCUUACAAAU